This is a messenger RNA of Symbiodinium pilosum, 1166 nucleotides long. Lineage: Eukaryota; Dinophyceae; Suessiales; Symbiodiniaceae. The record is from the annotation of a GenBank genome assembly.
AUGACACCAUCACCCACGAUUAUGGAGACGACGCCAGAGCAGCAGCUGGCGGCGGUUUGGUCUCUGAGCUCUCCAAUGGCCUCGACGGACAGCCGAACAAGCAGCGGACGCCAGGCACAGCAGAACAAGUUCCGCAAGGGCGUGGGAAAAGGAGCCGGAAAGGCGAUGCCAUACGCAAAGAGGACACGCGAGCAGGAGGAAGAGGAGGAGCUAUGGAUGGAUUCGGAGCUCGACGAAGCGACAAUCCGCCGGACUCUGCGCACACUGGUCAGAGCGGCAGCCAGGCACGAACAACAGUUGACAUCCUUGGAAGCAGACAGGAGCUACGUCCUGUUCCUGGAAACCGGCAACCACGGCAUGAUCAGCGUGCUGAUUCAAGCCAGCCAGGCAUGGCGCCAGCAGUACGAGGCAGGCACGGUGACAACGACAUUGCUCACCAAGAUCGAGACAGACACCCAGGCCCUCCAAACAGCGGAGGCGGCCAACUGGAUUUCGCGGACUCCGCUCCAGUGGGUGUACACGGAAUGGAAUGCGGAGCAGAAGAAAGCCCUGCCAUCAAGCAUGGACAACCUCUCUCACGAGCAGGUCAAGCAAGCCGUGGCCAACCUGCUGAGGAACACGGCAAAGGACGGCGUAGUGCAUCGGCUCCAAAGCCUCAAGCCACUGCGCCCAGAUCUGCAGGCAGACGUCGUGGUGAUGCUCCUGACCCUGACCAUCCAUCAACAUGCGGCGGAAGUCUAUCGGGACCUGGACCUGCUAGCCAACAACUGCGCGGGAAAGGUGAUAGGACUUCGGCUGCGCAAAGAAAGGGUCAACAAAACGUCCCUGGUGAAGGAGCUGGAAAAACUGUACGCGAUCCUGCGUGCACAGUCGUCCCGUGAGGGCUUGAUAACCGGCCUUGGUGACUUGAAUGGCUCACUCAUGCAGGGUGGCAGCGGCCAACUCGCCAGCAUGAUGCAGCCGAGUUCCUGCAACACCUUUGUCAGCGCACGGCAUGCGCAGCCCUGCAGGGAGGAUGGGUUACCGAUGAACCGACCCUUCCGAAUCCAAGAGGCCAUCCAGCAGUGGCAUGACCAAGAUGGUGUACAUGCAUUCACGCUACUUCCGGAACUAUUGAUCCUGCAGGUAGUCAAUGCCGGCCACUAUCAAGCGUUCUACUUCCCAGG